GGUACAGGGGCUCUUUGGCCAGGAAGGAACGACAGAGACGCCACAACGAGAGGGAAUGGGGAAGGUGUUCCUGGAUCCGACAGAGGCGACAAUAAGGCGGGAGGCCGAGGAGGGGAGGUUCAGCUUCAGGACUCCCACGGAGUUGGCCUCGCAGCAGCCCACCCCUAUGACGAUUGAGACUCCUAGGGACGAGCCGGCGCAGAAACCCCAACCUCCAGUGGUGAAAGGGAGCCCCAUAGAGGAGUCCCCUAUGAUCCUUUUGGAGGUACAGGAGGGUGCCCUCACGGGAGCAGCGGCAUCCGCUGAGUCGGAGGCAAUGGGGGGAGAGGCAUCUCGACUGGAUGAGCUAGCGGCAGCCAUGGAGCUGGACAUGCCGUCGGGAGGGCCUCAGAGACAGGGGACCCCGGUGCGAGAGCACAUCUCAGUGCAGCAGUCGGAGGUUAUGAGCGGAUCAGCGACUGUCAUGAUCCCCCAGCCUUCUGACCUACGUGGGGGCAAGGAGAUGACUGCGAUGGGAGGGAUCCGCGAAGGUAGGCCGCUGAGAUUGGACACUCCCGCGUACCAACCUGAGGGAGAUGAGAUGCUAGCAGGAACGAGUACUCAGAUAAUGGAGAGGGGACCAGCGAAGUCAUGGAGUAUGCCGCAGAGCCACGAGAUGAGCAGGGAGGCCAGUAAGGCACUGCCGUUGCCAGGGUCCCAGAAAAAGAAAAGGAGAUGUCGGGGGAGGUCAGACGAUCAGUGCUUCUUCUGCAAGGACGGCGUACAUAGAGCUCUUGAGUGCCCAAAGUUCCUUAAAGACAAGGCGGCGGGAAGAGUGACGGAAAGAGGUGGAAGGAUGUACGACAGACAAGGGCGAGUGGUAGAACGGGCUCCAGAUGGGGGUAGGGCACAGUUGUAUAGGCAGAACCAGGAGGUCAUGAGCGAGUAGGGGUUGGGCUGUCUAUAUGACAGUAGGAUCAGAGUUCCUCUGUACACAGAGGUCGGUUUAGGGAUGUACAUACUCUGAGUCAGUUGAGUGGGUUCUAGGGGUGUGCAAGUUCAAGUUCGCCGCGAGAGUCCUGUCUAGUUGCAUAUACAUAGAUGGCAGGGCACGUUUGGAUUUUGGGUUUUGUGUGUGGUACAAGUUCGGCAGAUGAGAUUCAGUUGUAAGACACCUGUGACUAUGUGAUUGAACAUUAGUCAUGGAGGCCCGGAAACCUUGUUUACAUUUUUUAAUCGGACCCUGAAAGCCCUAAUCCCUGGCGUGUGAGUCUACCCUGUAGAGUGGAACAGUAAACCCAGUAUUUGAGU
Chara braunii is the source of this 1290-nucleotide messenger RNA. NCBI's taxonomy places the organism in Eukaryota, Viridiplantae, Streptophyta, Charophyceae, Charales, Characeae. The record is from the annotation of a GenBank genome assembly.